Aedes albopictus (Asian tiger mosquito) is the source of this 977-nucleotide messenger RNA. It is a transcript of the gene FRG1, whose product is annotated as protein FRG1 homolog. NCBI's taxonomy places the organism in Eukaryota, Metazoa, Arthropoda, Insecta, Diptera, Culicidae. Bases 160 to 951 code for a protein of 263 amino acids. Gene Ontology annotation, cellular component: nucleolus; striated muscle dense body; catalytic step 2 spliceosome. The record is from RefSeq and is a predicted model, not a curated record. Gene Ontology annotation, molecular function: actin filament binding. The transcript is spliced from 3 exons.
CGUGAAAUGUUUUGACAGUUUGGUUUGUGUACCAACAAAACAAACAUCGCGAAAUCGUGCAUUAUCACUUUUCUAGUUUUUCCGGGGUUUUAUUAGAGUUUCAUUGAGCAUUGUUUAGGAAAAGUAUUAACUGUGAAAUCCAAAAAAACAACGUUAAAAAUGUCGGAAUAUAGUGCAGCAAAAAGCAGUAAACUAGUUCUAAAAGGGGAAAGCUCAAAAGGCAACAAACGCAAGCACAAGAAACACAAGAAGGACAAGGAUUCGAAGAAGUCCCGCGUCGAGGUGGACGAAGAUGCCUUGAAGCACGGAGGCUGGUGGAAGGCAUCAAAGGUAGCCGAAAUGACCGGUUCCGUUGCCAUUCAGUUUGGCAAGCGGGCGUACAUCCGUGCCCUGGACAACGGAUCAUUCACCUUGGGCGCUCCCCAUGACGAGGGAGACGGUCCGGAUCCCGAGGAGAUCUUCACCGCCGUGUUGAUCAAUGACGAAAAGGUGGCCUUCAAAUCGGGCUACGGCAAGUACCUGAAGGUGGAAAAGGACGGUAUGGUCACUGGCCGGUCGGACGCGGUCUCCGCUUUGGAGCAGUUCGAGCCAGUUUUCGAGGGCGGCAAGAUAGCCCUGCUGACCGCCAAUGGUUGCUUUGUUUCGGUCGAUCCGGAAGAUGAUGCGGUGGUAGCCAUCAAGAAGAAAGUAGGCGACAACGAGGUGUGCGUGGUGCGGAGUUGUGCCACCCGCGAGGAGAAAACUACCAAGGACGUGGCCGUUGAGGAGGAAGGCGACCUGGAUCAAGUGGAAAUCAACUAUGUCAAAAAGUUCCAAAAGUUUCAGGACAAGAAACUACGAGUCAACACCGAGGACAAAGCGGCCCUGAAGCGAGCCAAAGACGAGGGAGCACUCCACGAAGCUCUACUAGAUCGUCGCAGCAAAAUGAAGGCGGACAGAUAUUGCAAAUAAACCAACCUUGAUCUGAUGAUUCGCAA